Messenger RNA from Episyrphus balteatus (marmalade hoverfly), 780 nucleotides. Its product is annotated as trypsin delta-like. Lineage: Eukaryota; Metazoa; Arthropoda; Insecta; Diptera; Syrphidae. Gene Ontology annotation, molecular function: serine-type endopeptidase activity. The record is from RefSeq and is a predicted model, not a curated record. The transcript has a single exon. The coding region runs from base 1 to 780 and encodes 259 amino acids. Gene Ontology annotation, biological process: proteolysis.
AUGUCUUAUAAAACAGUUGCAACGAUAAUAUUAUUAGGUCUUUUUAUUGCCGUAAAGGGUGAUGAAGGUGAUCGCAUUAUUGGAGGAAAAAAUGUGCAAAUCGUAGAGUUUCCAUUCCAAGUGUCAUUGCAGUAUAAUAGACAGCACAUUUGUGGUGGUUCUCUUUACGAUAACGACAAGGUAAUUACAGCUGCACAUUGUGUGGAAACGUUUAAAGCUCGCGAUUUAAGUGUUUUGACAGCGCUUCUUGGUACAUCCUCAUUAAGCGAAGGAGGCGUAAGAAUGCCUAUUAAGUCGAUCGUUAAACAUCAGUACUUUAACCUUACCGGAGAUGGCAGCUACGACCUAGCAAUGUUUACAUUAAAGAACCCUGUCAACUUCAGCAGCACCAUAGAACCAAUUACCUUGGCAAAUAAAACUCCAGAAAAUGGAACACAAGUUUAUGUCGUUGGAUGGGGUGUGCUUAAAGCUUCAGAUACAAAAUCCUCAACUAAACUACAAGGCGUUCAGCUUGAUUUCAUUUCAAGGGCGGCUUGCGGACAGCCUCCAAAUUUCUACAAGAAAGAAGAUAUAACUCCCACAAUGAUUUGUGCUGGUGCCGACCCAAAAGGAUCUUGCAGAGGGGAUUCGGGGGGUCCAAUGAUUGAUAUUAAAAGUAAUUCAUUGUUGGGAGUUGUGUCAUGGGGAUCAUCAGUGUGUGCUGCCGGAGGUUUCCCAGGUGUUUAUACUAAUGUUGUAGCCUUAAAAAAUUGGAUUAUAAGUACAGCUAAGGCCUUAUAA